AUGGCCGCAACAACAACAUCAUCAUCAUCCCCAAUGCCUCCCGCCGAGACAUGCCCCGCCGCGGCGACGAUGCCCCUCCAGGCCUCACACCUCGACACGCGCCUCGCCUCGCCCUCCCUCCCCAUCGUCCUCCGCACCAUCACCCCCGGCGACGCCGCCUCCAUGUCCGCCCUCCUCUCCGCGCCCGAAAACGCCGCCGACCCCAACGCCCGGCCCCUCACCCCGGACCGCUGCGCCGCAAACAUCGCCCGCCAGCGCGCCGACGCCUCCGUGCCCUCGGUGCUCGACCCCGCGGACCCCCGGCGCGUCCUCAGCGGGCCCUCGCGCGUCAACAUGGCUGUCGUCGUGCUCUCGCCUCGCCAGGGCGGGGCAACCUCCGCGGGACACGGCCAGGACGACGCACCGCUGCCCGACGGUGAGGCGACGGCGGCGGAGGAGGAGAGCGACGAGACCAUGAUCGGGCUCGGCGGCUACGGCGCCAUCAAGAACUGGGUCCGCGACGGGAAGCCUCUCCGCGCCGGCGACGUCGGCGUCAUGCUCGACCCGGCGCACCGCGGGCGGGGCUACGCCGCCGAGGCGAUGCGCCUGGCCAUCGACUGGGCGUUUACGCCCGUCAGCGCCGGCGGGCCGCAGCUCGACCUCGUCACCGUCACGACGCUCGCCGACAAUGAGCCCAUGGUGCGCCUCGCCGAGGACAAGCUCGGGCUCCGGGGCAGGGGCGUGCGCCGACCCGCCGAGCACGGUGAGCCCGCCGGCGAGCUGUACUACGAGCUUACGGCGGAGGAGUGGAAGCAGCUAAGACCGAGGGUGUGA
Molecule: messenger RNA, 813 nt
Organism: Purpureocillium lilacinum
Lineage: Eukaryota; Fungi; Ascomycota; Sordariomycetes; Hypocreales; Ophiocordycipitaceae
Cellular component (GO): cytoplasm
Molecular function (GO): protein N-terminal-serine acetyltransferase activity; protein-N-terminal-alanine acetyltransferase activity
Source: RefSeq, a predicted model, not a curated record